GGUGGACGGCCUCAUUGUCCCUCAAAAGAGAACACCUGGUGAUGCAAGGAACCAGGCGACGUCUGGCUGCAGUUCCGACUCAGAGAGCGGAGAAAACGCGUUCGUAGGUUGCCAUGGGAACCGUCGGACCGGAAGCCUCUCCUGCUGCAGCUGUCCGUUAGCAUCUGCGGCGACACGAGCAAGGUCUCAGCUUGUCCACACUCCGAGAAAAUGAGCCAUCGUGUCAAACCUGUGACCUGCACGGUUAAAGCCCCGGUCUAUCUGCAGAUCGGAGAUAAGAGGACCAACGGCUCUGGUGUCUGUGUGCUGGACAUAAGUCUCCCUUUCGGCAAGCCUGUCGACAUAGAGGAGAUCGCCUUUAAGAACUACUACACAGCAUCUGUGACCGUCCGACUCCUGAGAAGGGGCGCGGGUCAGGACACGGCAGCCAAAUGGACCACGGCACUGAGAGACAUGACUUUGAUGGACAACCCUCACACAGAGGGAGGAGCGCAGGACUACUACUCCAUCCACAGGACCCAGAUGAGCGUGGAAGCAGACAACGUGGUGACGGUGAGACUGAUCCUCAGACAGCCAUCGUCGGCCUGGAUGUCCUUCACCCUAGAGGAGCUCCAGAUCUUCCCUCAUGUGGCCGCGGAUCCCGACUGUGAUGUCUCCGACUGGUUGUCUCAUCUGAACAUGCUGGACCAGCAGCCGGAACUUGAGGGUCUACCAGACCCUCAAACCGUCUCAUCCAGCAUCCAGCAGAUGUGGGCCCUGACCGAGGUGAUGAAGAGCAACCAGACAGCUGCCUCCAUCGGACGCUUCGAUGUGGACGGACGCUACGACCUCAACCUGCUGUCUCUCAGCUGAGUCAUCGUCACGUUGGACCAACGCCAGUGAGCGAGUGGAUAAAGUGCCGGCCAUAUUUUCAAUGGGAGGGUAAAAUGAUUCCUGGUUGAUGACAUUAUUCCCCCCAUGUCCCAUGAUGAGUGCAGACAGUGUCAGGUCAGAACCAGCUGAUGUGGAAUGGUCACUGCUUCUCUGCUGUUCAACAACUCAUUUCGUUCUAUAAAAAAAAUAAAUAAAG
Messenger RNA from Synchiropus splendidus (mandarinfish), 1069 nucleotides. It is a transcript of the gene nicn1, whose product is annotated as nicolin 1. Lineage: Eukaryota; Metazoa; Chordata; Actinopteri; Syngnathiformes; Callionymidae. Bases 211 to 852 code for a protein of 213 amino acids. The record is from RefSeq and is a predicted model, not a curated record. The transcript is spliced from 7 exons. Gene Ontology annotation, cellular component: nucleoplasm.